GUUUGUAUAAGUUCCCGAGCAAAUUCUAUGAUAUCGGUUUGUGAAAUAUUGCCAACUUCAUCACUUCCUCGAAGUCGACAAAGUUUACACAGAAAAUGAUUUCUUUAACGAGACUGUGUUCAAAGAAUCCGUAAUGUUCCAGAACAUCCUACUCCUGGCUUUACUGGCUUUAGUAUUAACAUGCUGUCCCCCGAAACAAUGGAGGGGGACUGUUUAUAUUGAUUCAAAUACAAAAACAGCUGAUGGACAAGAAUACCAUACGCAAAUGUCCCAGGACACAGUUGUCGAUGAAAUCAUUCGGAAGGUUUAUGUAAAUCAAACGAUAAGUCUUAAUGGUGGACCUGAAUAUUUACAACAAGUUUAUCAAGAUUUUACCACAGGUCUUCAGUAUGUUAUCAAAGGUGGCGCAUGUUUUACGAUGAAUGUAUCGAGCUCUGAGCCAAGUUGUAUACCAAAAAACGCAGAAGUGGUUUCUAAGUCUUUCAUUGGAUCAGGGAAGACAGCUCUGAAGGCAACAAUGUACCAUUUUACAAGAGAUAACCUUGAUGUACAUCUCACCAUGACAGACGAUGGAUGUAUACCAGUAAUGGUCGAAGGCAAUGGCGUUACACAAACAGGCGAAGAUAUGAAAAUGGCGGCAGAAUACAUGGGAAUAGUGGUGGCACCUAUGAAUGUUUCCAUUUUUGAUAUUCCGUCAAUCUGCAUGAAAUAAAUAUAAAAAGAAAUUUUAAAUGCGUUACUGAAA
Molecule: messenger RNA, 745 nt
Organism: Mytilus trossulus (common blue mussel)
Lineage: Eukaryota; Metazoa; Mollusca; Bivalvia; Mytilida; Mytilidae
Product: ependymin-related protein 2-like
Exons: 6
Coding region: 134-712 (192 amino acids)
Biological process (GO): cell-matrix adhesion
Cellular component (GO): lysosome; extracellular region
Molecular function (GO): calcium ion binding
Source: RefSeq, a predicted model, not a curated record